AAAACCCCUUAAAUCAUGUCAUCUAGCUUCAAGUCGAGAAUUCCGGAACGCGUUAUGCACUCGCUGACGGUACUGGAUGGUCCACACAUGCGGGUUUCCCGCGUCCGCGAUGUCGCUCGACACAAUCGCUGUUCGCUGAACCGCUCCCAGUUGCCGUUGCCGAUCAGUAGCACGCUGAGCUCCUUGGUGAAACAGGUGCCGCCGAAAGUGGCGUGCAAGAAACCGGAAACGGAAACAGAAUCGGUGAUCCGCUCGCUGUUGCGACGCUCACGACCGCCGGCAGUUCGCGGCAAUCGUACAUCCUUUCGUCGCAUACAGUUGGCUCACGGUUCACCGGUGGCCAGUGCCUCCUUGGUGAUGAAAUCCAUCAGUUGCUGCUGCAGCACCAAAAACCGCUUGCAAAUACCAAUAAAUGCUUCGAGUCCGGCUGCCCCAGAGGAGGAUCGGGAUCAUUCCGCGGACAAUCUGACGUCCGCAAAGAGCCUGCUCGAAUUGGUGGCCGGAAAAAGGCAACCGGCUAUGGAACAAAUGCGCUUCCUGUGCAACGAUCAUUGCCUGAUCAAUGUGCCCAGCCCCCUGAUGUACCACCAUUCGGGGGUGAUGUCCCGAUUGGAAGGAGAGGAGCAGCCCAUUGAGUUGCGGUCCAUUCGAUCGGUGACGCUGCUACGCGUGAUCAUGUGGAUGCAUCAGAAGACGCUUAGCGGAAACGGUGCAGUGGCGCCACCUACAGUUGAGGAGAUGGCUAUUUGCGCUAACCGAGAAAGCAACGGAGGUACGAAGAGCGAGAACAGUUUUCAACUGAGUGAGAACACUCAUGACAAUGGUCAAAACAUGGUGAAUUCAAUAUGUCAGGUCCACGGCGAAAAAAUCGAACAUAAUUGCACAAAACCUUUUAGCAAUGCGCAUAGUGUCAACUAUCAAUUAGGCAAAGACUGCGCAUCAAUCAGAUAUGAAGAUACCGAGAACAGCCGUGAAAACAAUGGAAAUCCCUAUCAAAGUGGUGAAAGCUUAGGUGAAAAUGCACGUAACAGCUGCUUUCAAACAAGCGACACCAAGAAAUGUUUCGAAAACAAUGAGCAGAGUCCUGAAAAUUAUAAAGUAGAUUUUGCCACAGAAAUGAAAUGUAGUGGUUACAAACAAAGUAUAAAUGAAAAAACCGAGAACUGCACAGUCACAAAAGAUAAUGUAGAAGAGGGCGAAAAGAUAAUCUUAGAUAAUAGCAACAUUCAAUUACAUGAAAAUAACGGAAGCACUGAAAGCAUAAAUGUCAAGAAAGAUACAAGUGAUGAAUUCCCAAAUGUAAAUGGGAAUAGUCAAGAUUAUUCCGUAAUUAGUGAAAAAAAUACCGAAAUUAGCAACGAGAUUAGCACGGGCAUCAAAAUUGGCGAAGAAGGGCAGCAUAUUGAAAGUGAAAGCAGUUGUUUAAUUAGUGACAAUCGUGACAAUGUGAUGCAAAAGUUUAGUGAUGUAAAGGAAAGCAAUGAGAAUAGAAGGUACGCAGGUGACAAUGCCAAUGGCGAUCAAUGCGUGAAAAACUUGAAUAGAAUGAAGCAUUCUGCAUUUCUUCUUGGCUCCUGGGAGGAGCGAUUGUUGGGCAGCGAACUCUACCAGCUGGUGGAGCUCAUCCUGGCGGCCCAUUACUUGGGAAUCGAGUCGCUAACCCUGAACGCCAUUCAUCAUUUUGGCGAGCUAAUGGCUCAAAGGACUCGAUCGGAAGCUUGCCUCAUGCUGAGGAUCAGGAAAAGAUUGGCGGGAGAGCGCCAAACCUUGGAAAACCAUCGACCGUUGAUUAGGGAGACGCUACCACAGGGACAUCAUCGAAAGUAUCAGGCAGAUAGGGCAGAAAUCAGGAAGCAGCACUUCGAUCCCAACAGUUCAACAGCCAGGAUGGGCAGGCAACGUCGAUCGAACAGAAGGCUAGCUGGAGAAGGAGGAGAAGGAGAAGAAGGAGAAGAAGGAGGAGAAGGAAUGGAAGGUAGACCUUAUGCCAUAGAGCCACGACGUCGCCACCAUCAGUACUGUUUCCAAUCUAGGAUUUGA
Molecule: messenger RNA, 2040 nt
Organism: Drosophila erecta
Lineage: Eukaryota; Metazoa; Arthropoda; Insecta; Diptera; Drosophilidae
Exons: 1
Coding region: 16-2040 (674 amino acids)
Source: RefSeq, a predicted model, not a curated record